AUGGUGAAAGGCCUCGAAAACAACAGGAAUUCCGGCAAAGGCAAAGGCCGCGGCGGCUUCUCUUGCAAAAAGUCGACCUUCGACGUCCAAGGCUCCCAGUUGACCGUCGAUUCCUGGAAAAUGAUGGACUGGGACUACAAGAAGGCCAAUCUACCCACCUAUGCGAGAGGCCUAUUCACUACAACCAAUGAACGUGGUCAGCGGGAGAUUGCUGUCCGAGGGUACGACAAGUUUUUCAAUCAUGAAGAAGUGCGCGAGACGGAAUGGCGGAAUGUGGAGAACAACACUCGAGGCCCGUACGAACUCAGUGUGAAGGAGAAUGGAUGCAUCAUCUUCCUCGCAGGUCUCAAGGACGGCACCCUCAUCGUCUGCAGCAAACAUUCCACCGGCGAUCGACAGGACUCUGAUGUCAGCCAUGCCAAAGCUGGAGAGCAGUGGAUCGAUCGACAGCUGGAGCGCAUUGGCAAGACCAGGCAGGAUCUCGCAAAGAUAUUACGAGACAUGAACGCUACUGCAGUCGCCGAACUGUGUGAUGAUGACUUCGAGGAGCAUGUGCUCGCCUACACUCCCGAAUCCGCCGGACUCUACUUACACGGCAUCAACCUCAACCUUCCCGACUUUGUCACCUACCCGCAUGACCUCGUCAAUCAAUUCGCCCAGGAAUGGGGCUUCAGGACCACCACGUUCAUCAUCAAAGACACCAUCGAGGAUGUGAAGACAUUCUUGGAGGGCAUCGCAGACACAGGAGCGUACGACGGUCGAGACACCGAAGGCUUCGUCAUUCGCUGCCAGUCCAAGGCAAACACCGGACAAUGGCACGACUGGUUCUUCAAGUACAAGUUCGAGGAGCCCUACUUGAUGUACCGCCAAUGGCGAGAGUGCACCAAAGCCGUCAUCUCCGGCAAACAGCCAAAGUACAGGAAACACAAGAAAAUCACCGAAGACUACAUCCUGUUCGCACGCAAACAACUACAUGCAAACCCGCAGCUCGCCAAAGCGUAUCUCGCCAACCACGGCAUCAUAAAGAUGCGCGACGACUUUCUCGCUUCUCGUGGUCUCAAUGGAGCGGAUAUCAUUCGGCAAGAAGAGCAAGAUGGUGAGGAUGAGGCGGUGACGAGGGAUGUUUUACUUGCCACAGUCGCCACCAUUGGCUGUGGGAAGACCACUGUCGCCCUGGCGCUCAGCAAUCUGUUCAAUUGGGGGCAUGUUCAGAAUGACAAUAUCACGGUGAAGAAGGGCAAGCCGCAAGCAUUCGCCACCGCCUGCGUCAACGCCCUGAGCAAUCACUCCGCCAUGAUUGCAGAUCGAAACAAUCACCAAAAACGAGAGCGGAAGCAGCUCCUCGAGGACGUCUCCAAAGUCAUCACCAACGCUCACUUUGUGUGUCUUCACUACGUGCAUGACCGACGAAACUACGACAGGAUACGGGAAGUGACUCGCGAGAGAGUGCUGGGGCGCGGUGACAACCAUCAAACCAUUCAGGCCGGCACCAAAGGCUCGGAAGAAGUGGUUGGGAUCAUGGAAGGCUUCCUGUACCGCUUUGAGCCUGUGAACCAAGACGCCCAACCGGAUGACGGCUUCGAUUUGGUGAUCGAUCUCGACCCGUGCGUCAGCUCUCGCGAGAACCUCGAAACUGCCAUCAGCAGGUUGUACGUGGAGUACCCGAAGCUCUUCGACGGGCAGGAAAUGCCUACCGCCGACGACAUGGAUGCUGCCAUCGCCGCUGCCACGAAUGAGUACACCGUCGAUAUCAAGCACGAGAUCAAGGGGAGAGAUGAUCGUCGGGGCCAGCAGGGUUCUCGAGGAGCGAACGGUGCGCCGAACGGGACUGCAAAACCCAAGGAGAAGAAGCUCGAGUACUUCGCCGUGCAGGUCCCCGCCCCACGCAUCAAUGCCAUCCUUGAAGCCCUCUUCCGCGACAGCACCCCAGAGCAGGCGAAGAUGUACAAUACGUUGAAGCACCAGCGUCGGAUUCAAGGAGCCUUUCACGUCACUCUGAUCCAUCGGACUGGCGCGACCGAGCACGCGAAUCAGUGGGCCCAGUUGACGGAUUUACAUAAAAGCAAAGCUACCGACGUCGAUCCGGAGCCGAAGCUUGGAGCCUGCGGGGUGCGGCUGGAGCGGGUGGUAUGGGACAAUCGAGUCAUGGCUUUUGUCGUGCGAUUGAAUGCCCUGGAGGGUGGGGAGCAGUGGAACGUCACGAAUCGGGUGGCGCAUGUCACUGUUGGUACGGCGGACGCGAGCAUCAAGCCUGUGGAGUCUAAUGCGCUGCUGGAGAAGUGGUUGGACGGGGAGGGCGGCGAGGGGAUUCAGGAGAUGAUGGUGAAAGGGAAUGUGGAAGUGGACGGGACUGUGAGAGGGGUGCUGCAAAAGCAUUGA
Messenger RNA from Neohortaea acidophila, 2379 nucleotides. Its product is annotated as RNA ligase-domain-containing protein. Gene Ontology annotation, biological process: tRNA splicing, via endonucleolytic cleavage and ligation. The transcript has a single exon. Gene Ontology annotation, molecular function: phosphoric diester hydrolase activity; ATP binding; RNA ligase (ATP) activity. Gene Ontology annotation, cellular component: nuclear inner membrane. NCBI's taxonomy places the organism in Eukaryota, Fungi, Ascomycota, Dothideomycetes, Mycosphaerellales, Teratosphaeriaceae. Bases 1 to 2379 code for a protein of 792 amino acids. The record is from RefSeq and is a predicted model, not a curated record.